Pelodiscus sinensis (Chinese soft-shelled turtle) is the source of this 1754-nucleotide messenger RNA. NCBI's taxonomy places the organism in Eukaryota, Metazoa, Chordata, Testudines, Trionychidae. The record is from RefSeq and is a predicted model, not a curated record.
AGACUUCAUAUCCCCAGCCGCCAUCUUCCUCCCCCGGCCGAACCAAAAAGAAGAAGGGUCCUUCCUUCGGGCUUCUUCCCUUUGCCAGACCGUCGCGAAAACUUCCCCGCGCUUUGCGGCGCCGCACGUUAACGGCGUCUAUUGUGUGUGCCUGAUAGGAAGUGAAGGUGGGGAAUAAAAGGCACUACAAUAUUCUCGCACAGUCUGGCAAAGCCACUGGGGCCCGAAUAAUAAACCCAUCAUGGCGUUGACGUGUGUAAAAACAUCAGGCACUUGUAUGGACACCCCCUCUAUCCCUCCCAGCUGCACCUGUCCCAGGUGAGCAGCUCCCAGGGGCCCUUCCUUCACCUUGCAGCAGGCAAUCAGGGCUGCGAGAUAGUUUGGGCCUGGCAGCGUCCUCUCGCCUCUUCCCAGUACUGUGCAGCUGUAGCCAGGAGCCUCUGGAAGGUGUUCCAAGAAUGAAUAAUCCUAUACCUUCCAACUUGAGGUCAGAAGCAAAAAAGGCAUCCAAAAUAUUACGAGAAUUUACAGAAAUAACUUCCGGAAAUGGACCUGAUAAGAUCAUACCAGCCAAUGUAAUAGCUAAAGCUAAAGGACUUGCAAUUUUGUCUGUUAUCAAAGCUGGAUUUUUGGUAACUGCUCGUGGAGGCAGCGGAGUUGUAUUAGCACGUCUUCCUAAUGGAAGUUGGUCUCCUCCUUCUGCAAUAGGGAUUGCUGGCCUUGGUGGUGGAUUUGAAAUUGGAAUUGAGGUCUCAGAUUUAGUGAUAAUAUUGAACCAUGAAAGAGCAGUUGAAGCUUUUGCGAAAGGUGGCAAUCUUACACUUGGAGGAAAUUGUACAGUGGCAAUUGGGCCUUUGGGGAGAAAUUUAGAAGGUGAUGUUGCCGUACGAAGCUCAGCUGCUGUCUAUACAUACUGCAAAUCACGAGGGUUAUUUGCAGGAGUAUCUUUAGAAGGAACAUGUUUAAUUGAAAGGAAAGAAACUAAUCGCAAGUUUUAUGGUCAAGAGAUUCGAGCUAGUGCCAUUUUAUUUGGUGAUGUACCUCGUCCUGCUCAAUCAGAUGAUCUGUAUGAAAUUCUGGAUUCCUUUACUGAAAAAUAUGAAAAUGAGGAGCAGAAGAACAAUGCAAGGAAAGCAGCAUGGGAACAAAGAAAGGCAUCUGAGCCACCUGUUAAACCAUCAUCAAGGCCACAGUCACGUAAGCCACCAGUGUGUCCUGUACCAGGAGAUGUAAAAAAUUCACAGAAACUUUAUCCUGAGCUUCCCAAUUGCCAUGCUUCUGAAGGGAAUUCUUGGAGUAAACCUAUGGAAGUGACGGCACUUUAUUCAUUUGAAGGACAGCAACCGGGUGACUUGAAUUUCAGAGCUGGAGAUAAAAUCAUUAUCAAAAGCAAAACUGAUUCACAGUUUGACUGGUGGGAAGGAAGCAUCCAAGGACAAACUGGCAUUUUCCCAGCCAAUUAUGUUACUAAAAACUGUAACUGAAAUGCAUUCAAUGGCCUUAAUUUUCUUUCUAAACUUUUCUGAAAUAUCCACUGGAUGAUGCACAAUCAAUUUACAAUUUCUGUUUUUACAAAUUAUCCUAUACAAAUUUUUUAUUCUGCUUCCAGUUACAACACUUUUUAAAAAGUUGAUUUUUAUGAAAAAAUUAUAAUGUAAAAAGAUAUAUUACAAGGAUAUUUUGAUUUUUAAUAAGUUAUUUUGUCUUCAGUGUUCUUUCCUUGAUUGAUAAUAAAUGUACUCUAAUAAAUUCAA